AUGAGCAUGCCGUUCCGUCUCAAGCCUUCGGGCCUUAAAAGAGCCCUUUUCCAAAAGACCUCAGUAUCAUCUCACAUCGCCAACUCUGCCCGCACAACGAGAUGUCGUUCCUACGCUACCUCUACCUCCGAGCGCCUUCCGAAGAUCGCAAACACAUCAGUCUGGACGGCCAUGGUGCCCAGGUUCAUGAUGAGGAAUCGCAAGGCACGCAAAGCUGGUGAACCCAAGGAAUGGAAUCCAGCUACUUUCUAUAUCGUCAUGUUCACAUUGAUCGGCUCGCAAGCCAUUCGCCUGCUUACGUUGAAGAACUCAUACACCACGUACUCUCGCUCGGCCGAUGCCAAGAUCAAGUUAUUGAAAGAUGUCAUUGAGCGCAUCCAAAGGGGUGAAAAGGUCGAUGUGGAGAAAUUGUUGGGGACGGGCGACGAGACAAAGGAACAAGAAUGGGAAGAUGUUCUUCGGCAAAUUGAGGAGGAAGAUGCUCUCUGGCACGCAAGACAAAAAGCUUUGAAAGAGAAGGAAACCCCUGCUCCAGUGGUUGAAACGAAACAGCCAUCCACGCGUGAGACGCCAAAGGAUGAAGAGACUGCGAAGAGCACGCAGGGAAGUCGAAAAGUCAACUUCUUCUAA
Penicillium oxalicum is the source of this 630-nucleotide messenger RNA. Its product is annotated as DUF5321 domain-containing protein. Lineage: Eukaryota; Fungi; Ascomycota; Eurotiomycetes; Eurotiales; Aspergillaceae. The coding region runs from base 1 to 630 and encodes 209 amino acids. The record is from RefSeq and is a predicted model, not a curated record. The transcript is spliced from 2 exons.